Molecule: messenger RNA, 1328 nt
Organism: Micropterus dolomieu (smallmouth bass)
Lineage: Eukaryota; Metazoa; Chordata; Actinopteri; Centrarchiformes; Centrarchidae
Product: anoctamin-1-like
Exons: 11
Coding region: 177-1328 (383 amino acids)
Biological process (GO): chloride transmembrane transport
Cellular component (GO): plasma membrane
Molecular function (GO): protein dimerization activity; chloride channel activity
Source: RefSeq, a predicted model, not a curated record
CAAGAAAAUACUAGAGGCAGGAGAGGGGCUGUUAAUGCUGGACGCUGGCAUACACUGAGAAAUCUUAAAGAGGAUACACAGACCUACAGGGAGGAAGAGAACAAACCAGACUAUUCUGUUUUGAAGCAAUUCACUUGAUAAGUUGAUCUUUGCUUUUUACCUGCUGGGACUAGAAAAUGACAGAGGAAGCAGAAGAUGGAUUUGAUCUCUGUCCAACCUCCAGGUCUGACCAACAGGCUCCACAUUUUCUACAAGAUAUCAUCUUCCACGGCAAGUUUAAGCUGCUGAAGGCUCUAACUCCAGAGGAAAACACCCAGUGCCAGCACGGCCUCUACUUUCUGGAUGGUCAGCGGCGCAUUGACUACGUUCUCAUCUACCCCGUGAAGAAACAGACCGGGGGGCGCUCCAGCCGACAGUCAGCGCACCAGCUCACUGAAAAUACUGUUGCCUGUAGCCUAGCUUGUGCCCCCCAGAGCCGUGACGAUUUCCAACAUCACCAAGGACAGAGUGUGAGAGACUCAUCGUCUAUGCUGUCAUCACCGGUGGCGGACGUGGAGCAUGGCUGUCCGGGAAAGACCUUCAGCAGCCAGGAAGAUCACAAGAUGUUCAGGAGGGAGGAGUUUGAAGGGAAACUCAGAGACAUGGGCCUGGAGCUGGAGAGAGAUGAGGAUGCUAAAAUUCCAGGGGUGGGCUUUGUGAAGAUUCACGCACCCUGGAACGUGCUCUGUCGAGAGGCCGAGUUAAUGAAGCUAAAGAUGCCCACCAAGAAGGUGUAUGAAGUUAAGCAGUCAAGCAGUGCUGUGGAGAAGAUCAGUUCUUUGGUCAAUAAAGUUCUGGAGCCUCUCCACCCUCAUGUUGAUGAACAUAAACCCAAAAACAUCAAACACCUUUCCCACACUUUCUCCAGGGAAAAACAACACCUGUUUGACCUCUCAGACAAAGAUGACUUCUUUGACAGCAAAACCAGGAGUUCAAUAGUUUUUGAAAUACUAAAAAGAACAAAAUGCAAGGCCAAGUACAACAUGGGUAUCACCAGUCUCCUGGGAAGCGGUGUCUAUACAGCAGCUUACCCUCUUCAUGAUGGAGAUAUUAAUGAGGAUAGCGCAGAGCCCAAUGACAGAAAGCUUUUAUAUGAAGAGUGGGCAAACUACAGCGUCUUCUACAAGUACCAGCCCCUUGGACUUGUGCGGAAGUACUUUGGCGAGAAGAUUGGUCUGUACUUUGCCUGGUUGGGUCUGUAUACGCAGAUGCUGAUUCCUGCCUCUCUGGUGGGGGUCAUUGUCUUUCUGUAUGGAUGUGCAACAGUCGAUGACAACAUACCAAGUUAG